GACGGAUUCUCAACUCAUCAUUACAACAAACACAACCGUCGCUACAUUUUAAGUUUUCCAGUGUUCUUAGUAUUUGAGAAACCCUACGUAGUUACAGAGAUGGCGCAAUAUGGUGACCAGUACGGCAGGCAGACCGACGAGUACGGCAAUCCCAUCCGCCACACCGACGAGUAUGGCAACCCGGUUCAUCACCGUCCCGGAGGGACUGAGCAGUACGGCACCACCGGAGCAUAUGGGACUACUGAUCAGUAUGGGACCACCGGCACCACCGGUGCUUACGGGGGGGGCCCCCCCCGCCGCUCUGGCAGCUCCAGCAGCUCGUCAUCGGAGGAUGACGGGCAAGGUGGGAGGAGAAAGAAGGGGCUGAAAGAGAAGAUAAAGGAGAAGCUGCCUGGAGGCGGACACAGGGAUGAUCAAGCUCAUUCCGGCGCAGCCACCACCACCCCAGGCGGUGGUGGUUAUGGCUAUGAGCACGGGGGAGAGCACGAGAAGAAGGGAAUCAUGGAUAAGAUCAAGGAGAAGCUGCCGGGCGGCCACCACCAUUAGUCAAAUAUAUUAUCAUAUAUAGGUGUUUGCAAUAAGGCAUAUGCAUGCAUCAGCUUGUCUGAGAAGGCGUGUGAGUGUGUACCGUAUGCGUAUAUUUAUACCUAUGUAUUUAUGUUUUAAUUUGUGGGUUGUGUUUUGAUUUGGAUACAUGUACGAUGUUAUUUUUAUGUGUGACUGUUGAUAUAUAUAUAUAUACGUGUAUACAUAGUUUUCAUGUUAAUUA
Molecule: messenger RNA, 769 nt
Organism: Sesamum indicum (sesame)
Lineage: Eukaryota; Viridiplantae; Streptophyta; Magnoliopsida; Lamiales; Pedaliaceae
Biological process (GO): response to water deprivation; response to abscisic acid; cold acclimation
Cellular component (GO): cytosol
Source: RefSeq, a predicted model, not a curated record